AAAAAAUGAGCGAAAGAUGAUGGGUUGUUAUGAUGUCACAUAAGUAAUUUUUAGUGUCCCUAGCAAGGAUGUCGGAAGUGUAUCGUCGUUUAUCUGUUAUCUGUCGAACGCGACCCUAUCAUCCCAUUUUUCGCCAUCCCUCACAGGCCAUUUUGUUUUCGACUCGGACAGGUGUGCUGCGUUGCCAAUUGGACAUCCCAUUCUGUAUGGGGUCAUGACAACCUCCUUCUUACCCUACUGUUUAUUAAUUGUUGGAUUAGCUGUAUUCCCUUUCACUGUAAGCAGUCUCCCAAUCGAAGAUGGCUCUGGAUGGAUCCCCGUCAAAGAUGAUUACAGAGCUAGCGAACUCGCUAGCUCCGGAGAGGAGCAGCCCGGUACGUUGAAGUGA
Molecule: messenger RNA, 388 nt
Organism: Strongylus vulgaris
Lineage: Eukaryota; Metazoa; Nematoda; Chromadorea; Rhabditida; Strongylidae
Source: the annotation of a GenBank genome assembly